Messenger RNA from Cryptomeria japonica (Japanese cedar), 1470 nucleotides. RefSeq lists its product as uncharacterized. Lineage: Eukaryota; Viridiplantae; Streptophyta; Pinopsida; Cupressales; Cupressaceae. The coding region runs from base 1 to 1470 and encodes 489 amino acids. The record is from RefSeq and is a predicted model, not a curated record. The transcript has a single exon.
AUGGACACUGAAGAUACUCGUGUUGUUCAAUGGUUGGAAGAAAAUCAAGAAGAUUCAUACCGUUUAGAAGUGAGAGGAGAUGGAAAGCUUGCGAGUAUUUUCAUGGUGCCAAAGACAAUGAAAGGAAAUGAUGUCAUCUACACUCCUCGGGUAAUAUCGAUGGGUCUUUAUCACUUUCUCACACCUCACCUUGCUGAAAUGGAAUCCGAGAAAUCUAAAAUCAUUGCACGGGCAGUUAUGAAUAAGCUUCCUCCUAAUUUCUUUACACCACUCCAAAUGAUUCGACAAGGCGGCGGCCUUUCACAUUUGCAGGAGGACAAUUUCUUCGGAGGGGUGAUCCAUGGCGCUAGGGACUACUAUGGGGACGCAAAGUUUCUCAAAAAACUGAACGAGGAGACUUUCGCCAUGAUGCUGUUUAGGGAUUCUUCCUUCCUCCUUGUUUUCCUCGCACACUAUGUAGCCAAUAAGAAUGGCCGACCUUAUCAACAACAAUCGCAUUCACAUGGCGGCAGCCCCUUCCACGGUCUAAAGUCAGGUAAAGGUGUGUAUUUAGAUGUCAUCAAAUUGGAAAAUCAAAUCCCACUUUCAGCCUUAAAGUCACUCCAUGAUUUUAUUGGUGAUCCAAAUCAAAGAUUUGAGGAUUUUGUUGCUCAAAUAUGUUCUUAUUAUUCUCCAUUCUGGAUCCAACCCAGUGAAGAUUCAGAUUUAGUUAGCAAAUUUCAUCUACUGCAUUGCCUCCAUGCCACAGUUUAUAGCAAGUCCCGUAAGGCCGUUGGCAAACGCCUUACUAAUGGCUGGUUUCCUUUUACAUGGCUUAAAAACCAUAGUCUCUGUCUCAGAAGAAAUAGUAGUUAUAGAAAUAGUAAGAGGGUUUACAAAAAGAAACAGGAUCCCAGUCGCCUGUUUGGAUCUAAUGUUCUUCCCUCUACUUUAAGAUUAAGCAAAGCCGGAGUAAAAUUCAGGCAUUACGAGGGAGGCAUUGAGCAGAUAAGGUUUGACAAGGCCCGGUCUACUUUAUAUCUUCCUGUGUUGAAGAUUGGUAUUAUGACAGAGACGAUCAUUAGAAACUUGAUAGUCUUUGAGUUGUGCUCAUCAGAGAGUGAAGAAAAUGCUGUUACUAGUUUUGUUCGUUUGUUGGAGGAGCUGACGGUAGACGCUAAAGACGCUGAGUUGUUGAGAAGAAAUGGAAUCCUUGUCAACUGGGUUGGGGGCGAUGAUAAGAUGGUGGAGAUUGUGAAGAGCUUGAGCAGCUCAACAUGGAAGCCAUACUUCAAACCUGUUAACGAUGCCAGAAGCAGCCUCAAGACUUAUUACUCAACAAGGACCUGGAAAAUCCUGUGGAGUGAAUUUCUGGACACUUCUUGCUCAAAACCAUGGGUUUUGAUAUCCGCUGUCGCAGCCGCUGUUUUGCUUGUUAUGACUGCUCUGCAGAUUUUAUGUUUGUUCUACACAUGCAAUAAAAACGCCUAG